AUGCCGUCCAAAGACGACCUCCUCGCAAAGCUCACCAACAUCCUCCAAAAGCAUAUAUCAGAGACCUCCACGCCUGGGCUCUCCGCCGCCAUUCUCACGCAUAGCACCUGUCACACCCUCACCGCCGGCCACGCCAAUCUCCAGCCGCCACAGCCCAUCGAGCCCUCUCACCUAUUCGGCAUCGGCUCCAUCACCAAAGUAUUCACUGCGACCGUCAUCCUACAACUCAUCGAGGAGGGCAAGCUGAGCCUGUCCGACACUGUCUCUCAACACCUUCCCCCAGAAACCUACGCCAAUAUAGACGACGCUGCAAACGCAAGUAUUUCCCAAUUAUUACGCCACCAAGCAGGAAUUGACAGCUGGGAAGACGACCCUGAAUGGAUCGCGCAUGGCCGCGGCAGGUACCUUGUUCCGGCACACGUAUGGUCCAAAACGGAGCCAUUGGGAUAUAUCCGGAGGCCAAAGAAAACAGCGCCCAGGAGCGGCGAGUGGUAUUACUCCAAUACGAAUUACACCCUUUUGGGUCUCGUCAUUGAGAAAAUCACAGCCAAUACGGCGGAAAGCGAGAUACGAGCGCGAAUUCUAGAGCCGCUGGCCUUGAGGAACACUUACCUCGAAGGGUUUGAGGCCGCAAGGGGACAUGUGCCAAGUCGAUACCACUGGGUGACGGAUACGUUUCGUUCGACGGCAGGAAUAUGCCCCUCUUUCCCGCUCGUCAGGGAUGACUUGCUCGACGCCACGACGUCCAAUCUAUCAGUCGAGUGGACGGCGGGCGGAAUGCUCAGCUCCGCCUCGGAUCUCGUAAAGUUUGGGCAGGCCCUUCGUGACGGGAAGCUACUGAAACCAGAGUCUUUGGACACUAUGAAGCAGUGGAUAGGUGCUGCUACGCCGGGCAGUGAGAUGGGCCACGGGUUAUUCAGGAUGAAGUUUACAGGGUCGGGCGGGAGCAGCUAUUGGAAUGGGCACUUUGGGGGCGUGUUGGGCUUUACGGGUGGUUUGUGGUGGGCGGAGGACGGUGACGUCGUGGUGGGAGUGUUUUCGAAUGUUGGGACGAUGCAUGCUGGGAGUGUGGCAGGCAGUGGUGCGCAUGUUAUCGUGGGCACAGAGUUUCUGGGGACGGCGAGGGAGUUGGCGGAUUGUGACUGUGGUGAUUGA
This is a messenger RNA of Metarhizium brunneum ARSEF 3297, 1155 nucleotides long. Its product is annotated as D-alanyl-D-alanine carboxypeptidase. The record is from RefSeq and is a predicted model, not a curated record. Lineage: Eukaryota; Fungi; Ascomycota; Sordariomycetes; Hypocreales; Clavicipitaceae.